CUGGCGGCGCGGCCAUGGCGGGGACCGCGGCGGAGGCCACGGGCGAAGCCACGGUGCGCGCGUUCCUCACCAAGGUGCUGUGCGCGCACGGCGGGCGCCUGCUGCUGCCCGAGCUGCGGGCCCACGUGGAGCUGUCGGAGCCGGGGCUGCGGGCCGUGCUGCGUCGGGCGGGUCCCGAGCGCUUCUUGCUGCACGACGUGGCGAGGCGAGCCGGGCCGUGGGACCCCGAGGCCGAGGUGGCUGCCGGCACGGGCCCGGGCGCGGGCGACGGUCCCCGGGACUGCCGGGUGUUGGCCGUGUCCUCCGCGCGCCUCUGCGCCCGCUACCAGCGGGGCGAGUGCCAGGCCUGCGACCAGCUGCACCUUUGCCGGAGGCAUAUGCUGGGCAAGUGCCCCAACCGGGACUGCUGGUCUACCUGUACCCUUUCCCAUGACAUCCACACUCCUGUCAACAUCCAGGCGCUGAAGCAUCACGGAAUCUUUGGCCUCAAUGAGGCUCAGCUUCGCAUCUUACUUUUGCAGAACGACCCUUGCUUGUUACCAGAGGUCUGUUUGCUCUACAACAAAGGCGAGGGUCUGGGUUACUGCAACCUCAAGGAUCAGUGCACCAAGUUUCAUGUGUGCAAAUCCUUUGUCCGGGGUGAGUGCAGGCUCCCCAAAUGCAGACGCUCCCACCAGCUCAUUCAUGCUGCCUCCCUGAAACUGCUGCAGGACCAAGGGCUGAACGCACUCAGUGUGGUGAACUUCCAGAUCAUCUCUGCCGAUCGGCAUAUGAAAAUGCACACUAUGUUGGAAAAUAAAGAUACUUCAGCUGCUGAGGCUGGGGCAGCCCGAGGCUCAGUUUCUGCCCCAGCUCAACCAGCCAAGGAGCCAUGUAUUGGCAGCCCAGCCGGAUGCCAGUGA
Suncus etruscus (white-toothed pygmy shrew) is the source of this 902-nucleotide messenger RNA. RefSeq names its product zinc finger CCCH-type containing, antiviral 1 like (gene ZC3HAV1L). The record is from RefSeq and is a predicted model, not a curated record. Gene Ontology annotation, molecular function: metal ion binding. The transcript is spliced from 4 exons. The coding region runs from base 15 to 902 and encodes 295 amino acids. Lineage: Eukaryota; Metazoa; Chordata; Mammalia; Eulipotyphla; Soricidae.